Molecule: messenger RNA, 468 nt
Organism: Akanthomyces muscarius
Lineage: Eukaryota; Fungi; Ascomycota; Sordariomycetes; Hypocreales; Cordycipitaceae
Exons: 2
Coding region: 1-468 (155 amino acids)
Biological process (GO): endosome transport via multivesicular body sorting pathway
Cellular component (GO): fungal-type vacuole membrane; fungal-type vacuole lumen
Molecular function (GO): ubiquitin protein ligase binding
Source: RefSeq, a predicted model, not a curated record
AUGUGCUCAGCCGACAUCUUUCUCGGCGUUCUCGCCAUCCUCUUCCCUCCUCUGCCAGUCUGGGUCAAGCGCGGCAUCUGCAGCGCCGACUCCCUCAUCAACAUCCUCCUCUGCCUCCUCGGCUUCAUCCCCGGCCUGCUGCACGCCUGGUACAUCAUCGCCAAGUUCCCCGAGCCGCCCUACGAGUACGAGACGCUGAACCAGGACGGCGAGGGCGGCUGCGGCCGCGUCCAGUACAUCUACGUCCAGUCGCCCAAUGGCCAGCACCAGCCCCAGCCCCAGCCCCAGCAGCACGGUGGCAUGAACUACGGCGGCACCGGCCACAACAACGCCUCCCGCCAGCAGCAGCACCAGCAGCAGGGCGUGACGGCGCCGAACAACGGCGCAGGACGCUCCGACGCCGCCCAGACCCCUCCCACGUAUGCGGCCGCCGUCGCCGGAGACCACAAGGUUCAAUCGCACGAUUAG